Salvelinus namaycush (lake trout) is the source of this 1572-nucleotide messenger RNA. RefSeq names its product melanopsin-A-like. The record is from RefSeq and is a predicted model, not a curated record. Gene Ontology annotation, cellular component: membrane. The coding region runs from base 1 to 1572 and encodes 523 amino acids. Lineage: Eukaryota; Metazoa; Chordata; Actinopteri; Salmoniformes; Salmonidae. Gene Ontology annotation, molecular function: G protein-coupled receptor activity. The transcript has 10 exons. Gene Ontology annotation, biological process: G protein-coupled receptor signaling pathway; visual perception.
AUGAGCGACGCCAUGCGCUCGGUUCCGAAGCGCAUCUCGUGUCCGUUCCAGGACCCGAACUGCACGUGCAUCGUGGAGACGCUCUCCUCCUGGAACGACACGGGGGUCAAUGAGUCCUGGAUGGUGGACCUGCCAUCUGUUACCACCUCUGUGGCCAUGGUGCACGAGGCCCCUCGUCACCCCUUCCCCACUGCGGAUGUACCUGACCACGCCCAUUACACUAUAGGGGCCGUCAUCCUGGCUAUCGGCAUCACCGGCAUGGUGGGCAACUUCCUGGUUAUCUAUGCCUUCAGCAGGAGCAGGUCACUGAGGACUCCAGCCAACAUGUUCAUCAUUAACCUGGCCAUCACUGACUUCAUGAUGUGCCUCACACAGGCACCCAUCUUCUUCACCACCUCCAUGCACAGGAGAUGGAUCUUCGGAGAGAAAGGCUGUGAGCUGUAUGCAUUCUGCGGGGCUCUAUUUGGGAUCUGCUCUAUGAUCACUCUGAUGGUGAUAGCAGUGGACCGCUACUUUGUGAUCACGCGUCCGUUGGCCUCCAUUGGGGUGCUCUCCAAGAAACGAGCACUGCUCAUCCUCAUGGCUGCCUGGGCCUACUCACUGGGGUGGAGCCUGCCCCCUUUCUUCAGCUGGAGUGCCUAUGUUCCAGAGGGUCUGUUGACCUCCUGUACAUGGGACUAUGUGACCUUUACCCCGUCAGUGCGUGCCUACACCAUGCUGCUCUUCACCUUUGUCUUCUUCAUCCCCCUGAUCGUCAUCAUGUACUGCUACUUCUUCAUCUUCAGAGCCAUACGUACAACGAACAAGGCUGUAACCAAGAUCAACGGCACUGGGAGUACCAGAGACUCCAUUAGGAGUUUCAAUCGGCUGAAGAAUGAGUGGAAGAUGGCUAAGAUCGCUCUUAUUGUCAUCCUCCUCUACGUCAUCUCUUGGUCCCCCUACUCCGCUGUUGCCCUGACCGCAUUUGCAGGGUAUACAGAUUUUCUGACCCCCUACAUGAACUCAGUGCCUGCUGUGAUCGCCAAGGCUUCAGCCAUUCACAACCCCAUCAUCUAUGCCAUCACCCACCCCAAGUACAGGAUGGCCAUAGCCAAGUACAUCCCAUGCCUGGGGUUUUUGCUGUGUGUACGUAGACGCGACCUGCGAUCCACUAACAGCAGCUUCGUGUCCACCCGACGAUCCACUGUCACCAGCCAGACCUCCGACAUCGGCGACCGCUUACACCGCACCAGCACUGUCAAGUCCCACCUCUCUUCCGCCUCCGACAGCGAAUCGGGCUGGACAGAUACGGAGGCUGACCUCUCCAGUAUGGGCUCCUGGCCGGCUAGCCGCCAGGUGUCCUGUGAUAUCAGUAAGGACACAGCCGAGCUCCCACACUUCAAGCCCUCCAGCUCCAAGUCCAAGAUGAAGAGCCACGACUCUGGCAUCUUUGAGAAGGCAGGUGAUUCGUCAGAAGGCACCAUAACUAGAGGAAUGAUUGGCCGGAUCCCCAGCAUCGCCAUCACCUCUGAGACCAGCCCCUUCUUACCUGUCCCCAUGGUUCCAGUACUAGGCCAGCCAGUGGCAGUGUAG